Molecule: messenger RNA, 1803 nt
Organism: Magnolia sinica
Lineage: Eukaryota; Viridiplantae; Streptophyta; Magnoliopsida; Magnoliales; Magnoliaceae
Product: tryptophan--tRNA ligase, cytoplasmic
Exons: 10
Coding region: 134-1120 (328 amino acids)
Biological process (GO): tryptophanyl-tRNA aminoacylation
Cellular component (GO): cytoplasm
Molecular function (GO): ATP binding; tryptophan-tRNA ligase activity
Source: RefSeq, a predicted model, not a curated record
GGGCCUCGGCAACAGAGUAGAAGAAGACGUAUUAGGCCGUCUGCCUUUUCUUCUUCUUCUUCUUCUUCUUCUUCUCGUCUCUCUUUGAGAGUAAGGAAAAAAGACACUAUCUUUCCUUGGAAUUUCAUCGACAAUGUCGAAGGAGAUCGAGAACAGCAAAGAAUCUGUCGGAGAAGUAGACGAUCAGGUCGUGACUCCAUGGGAGGUCUCUGCGAAAGACGGCGGCAAGAUCGACUACGAUAAGCUCAUUGACCGCUUUGGCUGCCAACGCCUCGACGAAACCCUAGUCCGCCGCGUCGAGCGCCUCACUUCCCGCCCGCCCCAUGUCUUCCUCCGCCGUGGUGUCUUCUUCGCUCACCGUGAUUUCAAUGAGAUUCUUGAUGUGUACGAGAGAGGCGAGAAGUUCUACCUCUAUACGGGGCGAGGGCCGUCAUCAGAGGCUUUGCAUCUCGGGCAUUUGGUUCCUUUCAUGUUUACCAAAUAUUUGCAGGAUGCUUUUAAGGUUCCUCUUGUUAUACAACUUACUGAUGAUGAGAAGUGCAUGUGGAAGAACCUCUCAGUGGAAGAGAGCCAAAGGCUAGCACGAGAGAAUGCAAAAGACAUCAUCGCCUGUGGUUUUGAUGUAACAAGAACCUUCAUUUUCUCAGAUUUCGAUUAUGUUGGCGGUGCCUUCUACAAGAACAUGGUCAGAGUAGCAAAAUGUGUCACUUUCAAUAAGGUUGUGGGCAUAUUUGGUUUUACUGCUGAAGAUCACAUUGGAAAAAUCAGUUUUCCUCCUGUUCAGGCUGUCCCGUCCUUCCCUAGUUCAUUUCCACACCUUUUCUCUGGCAAAGACAAUCUUCGUUGCUUGAUUCCAUGUGCUAUUGACCAGGAUCCAUAUUUCAGGAUGACGCGGGAUGUUGCUCCCAGGAUAGGGUAUCAAAAGCCUGCAUUGAUUGAGUCAUUAUUCUUCCCUGCCCUUCAGGGAGAAACAGGAAAAAUGUCUGCCAGUGAUCCGAACUCAGCAAUAUACGUGACAGAUUCAGCUAAAGACAUAAAAAAUAAGGUGAAUAAGUAUGCCUUUUCUGGUGGACAAGAUUCUAUAGAGAACCACAGAAAAUAUGGAGCAAAUCUAGAGUGAAUUUUCACUAGAAGAAAAGAGACUACAAUAAGGAAAAGAUUGUGAAAAGGGAAGGGAUUCUCUAACGCUUCGCAGAGAAGCACCCUCAGCUAAGUCAUCUGCUACAUCAUUGACAUCUCCAGAUACAUUGGAGAAAGAAAUCAACGUGGUUUAUUCCAUCUCCCUGACUUCCUCUAUCCACCAAAGGAACCACUACAGGAAAAUUCCUGAAGAAGAAGCCCAUCUAAUCGCAUUGGCCGAAUCUCCUUCACUGAUGCACUUAGAGGUGUGCAUAUCAACGAGCACCUACAUGCCCCUACCAAAGAGCCCUGACCCAAACUCUGACCCUUCUGUCCAAAAUCUCCCUCUAAGCAUUAUGGUUCUAUUCUAGGUAUAUUUCCCAGGUUUGGUACUAAAUUGAAACUGAGAUCCUUUACAAACAUCAUUAUAGGAGUAGACUAGGUGCAAUCCUUUGGAUGGGUGUGGAUUAUGUGAGGCAGGUGUGACAGUUUAGUGGGUGAGGCCAUGACCGAGGGGCCCACCUUGAGUAUGUGUUGUAUAUCCACGACGUCCAUCCAUUUCGCGAGAUUAUUAUAGGACAUGGUUCUAAAAAUGAGGCAGAUCCAAAAUUCAGGUAGACCACAGAGUAGGGAUUGAAUUCCCACCAAAACUUCUUGGGGGCCACAAAAGUUUUGGAUCAACCU